Messenger RNA from Penicillium pulvis, 1080 nucleotides. RefSeq names its product sugar phosphate isomerase/epimerase family protein. The transcript has a single exon. Bases 1 to 1080 code for a protein of 359 amino acids. NCBI's taxonomy places the organism in Eukaryota, Fungi, Ascomycota, Eurotiomycetes, Eurotiales, Aspergillaceae. The record is from RefSeq and is a predicted model, not a curated record.
AUGGUCAUCAACCGCCCCGGUAUUGCGUCCAUGUCCCUGGGCCGACCAUGGAUUCACGACCUCCCCGGAAAGCUGAUGCAAGCCGCCGCACACGGGUUCGAGGGUAUCGAGCUCUUCUUUGACGAUCUGGACUGCUACGCCCAAAGAACAUUCAACGGCGACCACCUCGAAGCUUCCCACCAGGUCCGCCGUCUCUGUGAGCGCCUCGGCAUGUCCAUUAUCUGCUUGCAGCCAUUCUCCAUGUACGAAGGUCUGAUUGACCGCGCCGAGUCCGACAGACUCGUUAACGAGAAGCUUCCCCAGUGGUUCAUCCUAGCGCGGGCGCUGGGCACAGAUAUGAUCCAGGUCCCAUCUAACUUCCUCGGACCAGACCCCGAGACCAAGGCUCCCCGCACAACGGGUGACCGCUCCGUGAUCGUGAAGGACCUGCAACGCAUCGCUGAUAUCGGUGCCGGCGAGGGAUUCCGAUUCGUCUACGAGGCUCUGUGCUGGGGUGAUCACGUUGAUACCUGGGAGGCUUCUUGGGAGGUUGUCCGUGAUGUUGACCGUGCCAACUUCGGUUUGUGUCUGGAUUCUUUCAAUAUCGCCGGUCGUGUCUAUGCCGAUCCUGCUGCGCCUUCUGGAAAGACACCCAAUGCUGCGGCGGAUCUUGCUGCUUCUCUCGAACGUCUUCGUACCGCCAAUAUCGAUCCCGCCAAGAUCUUCUACGUCCAGCUUGUUGAUGGUGAGCGUCUCGAUGCUCCCCUAGAUGAAAACCACCCCUUCCACGUCGAGGGCCAGCCCAUCCGCAUGUCCUGGUCUCGCAACUCUCGCCUUUUCCCCUUCGAGGAGUCGCGUGGUGGUUACCUGCCGAUUUUGGAUGUUGCUAAGGUCUUCUUCAAUGACCUUGGUUUCCGUGGCUGGGUGUCUCUUGAGCUGUUUAGCCGUACCCUUGCCAACCCUGAUCCGUUUACUCCCGCUGACCAUGCGCGUCGCGGUAUCGACUCUUAUUACAAGAUGGGCCGUGUCCUGAACUGGGAGGGUCAAGAGGAGAAGGCCCCUACAUCCAUUGCGCCCCCUCCUGUGCAGCACCGCCUGUGA